This is a messenger RNA of Colossoma macropomum (tambaqui), 1742 nucleotides long. It is a transcript of the gene crispld1b, whose product is annotated as cysteine-rich secretory protein LCCL domain containing 1b. Bases 1 to 1527 code for a protein of 508 amino acids. NCBI's taxonomy places the organism in Eukaryota, Metazoa, Chordata, Actinopteri, Characiformes, Serrasalmidae. The record is from RefSeq and is a predicted model, not a curated record. The transcript has 14 exons. Gene Ontology annotation, cellular component: extracellular region.
AUGAAGCGUCCACCCCUGCCCUGGCUGUGCCGCGCUCUGCUGCUGCUGUCUGCCCGUGCAGCGGUUGCCAUGGUGAUCCCGAACGGAACACAGGUGGAGGCCAUGCUGCAGAGAUACCUGGAGAAGGAAGAGUCGUGGUGGGAAGCGAGACCGAGGGCCCGAAGGGCAAUUUCGGCGAGUGACAUGCAGCUUAUCCUGGACCUGCACAAUAAGAUGAGGGGUCAGGUGUAUCCCCCUGCCUCAAACAUGGAGUACAUGGUCUGGGACACGGAGCUGGAGCGCAGUGCGGAGGAUUGGGCUCACAGCUGCCGGUGGGAACAUGGCCCUCCUCACCUGCUUACGCAGAUUGGUCAGAACCUGGGGGCACACUGGGGCAGAGACAGGCCUCCAACCUUUCAUGUGCAGGCAUGGUAUGAUGAGGUCCGUUAUUUCAGCUACCCGUAUCCACAGGAGUGUAACCCCUACUGUCCCUACAGAUGCUCUGGACCCGUCUGCACUCACUAUACACAGCUGGUUUGGGCCACCAGCAACAAAAUCGGCUGUGCCAUCAAUGUGUGUUACAACAUGAACGUUUGGGGCAUGAUCUGGGCCAAAGCUGUUUAUCUGGUCUGCAAUUACUCUCCACCGGGGAACUGGUGGGGUCAUGCUCCAUAUAAACAUGGACACCCGUGCUCCGCCUGUCCGGCCAGCUAUGGAGGCGGCUGCAGAGACAACCUCUGCUAUAAAGACGAUGGCAGUCAGAGAUAUUAUGAUCCAGAACCGGAAGAGAGUAACUAUAUAGAGCCGGAGCGAGAGCCCGCCCGCAGUCAGGUGUCCCAUCCUGCGGAGCCUUCACCCACUCCGCCUCCCAGCCACAGCCUGGACAGGAACGACGUCUCCAGCACUGACCAAAUGUCACAGCAAGUGUCGUGCGAUACAAAAUUACGGGAUCAGUGUAAAGGAACCACCUGCAACAGGUAUGAGUGUCCAGCGGGUUGUUUAUACAGCUAUGGAAAAGUGAUCGGAUCAGGACAUUAUGAUAUGCAAUCCAGCAUUUGUGGAGCAGGUUUACACGCUGGAAUUAUAGACGAGGAUGGAGGCUGGCUGGAUAUCACGAGAGUGGGCAGAAGGCAGCGCUUUGCAAAGUCCUACAAAAACGGAGUUCAGACUCUGGCGAAAAACCACAGCGCUAAUGCCUUCACCGUAUCAAAAGUACCAGUUAAAGCCAUCACGUGUGACGUGACCGUGGCUCAAUACUGUCCUUUCAAGAAGCCUGUCAGGCAUUGUCCAAGGUUGUUUUGUCCUCGUAACUGCCUGUAUGACAGCCAUGCCCGCGUCAUUGGGACACGUUACUAUGCAGAUCGUUCAAGUAUCUGUCGGGCAGCGAUUCAUGCCGGUGUGAUUCAGAAUGAGUCUGGAGGAUACCUGGACGUGAUGCCGGUGGACAGAAGGCGGCAGUAUACUGGCUCAAACCAGAAUGGAAUUGCCUCAGAGAGCCUGCAGAAUCCCACAGGAGGCAAAGCGUUCAGAGUGUUCGCAGUCAUCUGAACACACUCCAAGGACACACAUCCAAACACAGCACUUCGUAGCGCAGCGGCCAGCAGUCACAGCGUUCGUUCACGCUGAGCCUUGUUUACGACCGAAAAGUCUUCUUAAUGGGGGGAAAAACAACACAAGAGAUUGACAUUGACUCCAUCUGGCCCCAAGAAGCGUCCACAAGUUUCUGACUUCAGCUUUUAUUUUCCUGCAUGAUGACCAUCAGA